UUCUCGCUGCCUAUCGGGCGGGGCGGUUAAUCAACAAACCCAGUCUGAGUGGAAUGAGGUCUUGGCCAAAGCCUCAGACGCCAGUGCUUUGAAUCCGUGCCUGAGGAAAGCUUUUACGAUGGCUCUCGCGGCCCUCCUGUGGGAGAUGGUUCGGCUGUGGUGGUCCUUUACUAACGGUGCGGUUCUGAUGGUCUUCGCUGCGGCUGGAGGGUUGUGGUUGGCGGUGUUUUAUUUGAGCGACAGGAAGAAAAAUAGGGACCGAUGGCAGCAAGCAGGACGGGACGUGAUCGUGGUACACUGCCUUUCUCCCGGACGUUUCACCCCGAACACGUCGCCUUUUGUGAUGAAGCUUCUCACCUUUUUGCGCCUCGCUCGUCUACCGCAUUUGGUAGACCACGAAGAACCGUUCGGACCGAAAGGCAAAACUCCAUGGAUUACUCUCAAUGGCGAGGACUUUACUGAUUCUCACCUGAUAAUAGAAAUGCUAUCUGACCAGUAUAACAUUGAUUUAACAAAUUCCUUGACGGCAGAACAGAGAGCGGCUGCAAAGGCUUUUACUGUUAUGAUUGACGAGCAUGUUUGUUGGUGCUUGCGGGCGUGGCGCUUCGGCGAGGACGGCGGCAGCAACCUGAAGGAGGGACUGAGCUUACCUUUCUACAAACGACUCCUCUUCCCUCUGUUCGUGAGGGAGCAGCGGACUGCACUGUGGCACCAGGGCGUGGGUCGCCACUCGCACGCCGCGGUCAGGGCAAUGAUGAAGGAGGACCUGCUGGCGCUCUCGAAGUACCUCGGGGACAAGCCCUUCCUCAUGGGCGACACGGCAUGUGCGGUGGACUGUUCGAUGUUCGCCUUCUUAGCAAACAUUUUGUAUAACUACAAUCGUUCUCCAUACUAUGCUGUAGUAAAUGAAGAGCUGGUGAAUCUACGGCAGUACGUGGAGCGCCUGAAGAGCCAGCUGUGGCCGGACUGGGACGAGUGUCUGGCGUCGCCGUGACCUCCGCGCGCACUGGCUCGCCCCUGCGCCGCCCUUCGUCAGGCGAGCGCUGUCACGUGCUCCGCUGGACAGUUGUAUUUUUCUGUGAAUUAGAUUCUUUUGUGUGUGUGUGUG
Penaeus vannamei (Pacific white shrimp) is the source of this 1108-nucleotide messenger RNA. Its product is annotated as failed axon connections homolog. Lineage: Eukaryota; Metazoa; Arthropoda; Malacostraca; Decapoda; Penaeidae. The record is from RefSeq and is a predicted model, not a curated record. Gene Ontology annotation, cellular component: cytoplasm.